Salarias fasciatus (jewelled blenny) is the source of this 750-nucleotide messenger RNA. RefSeq names its product histone H4. Gene Ontology annotation, cellular component: nucleosome. NCBI's taxonomy places the organism in Eukaryota, Metazoa, Chordata, Actinopteri, Blenniiformes, Blenniidae. Gene Ontology annotation, molecular function: structural constituent of chromatin; DNA binding; protein heterodimerization activity. The record is from RefSeq and is a predicted model, not a curated record. The transcript has a single exon. Bases 31 to 342 code for a protein of 103 amino acids.
UUCAGUCGUACCUGAAGAAGAAGAAGAAUCAUGAGCGGAAGAGGAAAGGGAGGCAAAGGUCUGGGGAAAGGAGGCGCCAAGCGGCACAGGAAGGUUCUCCGUGAUAACAUCCAGGGAAUCACCAAGCCCGCCAUCCGCCGCCUGGCCCGCCGCGGCGGCGUCAAGCGCAUCUCCGGUCUCAUCUACGAGGAGACUCGCGGCGUGCUGAAGGUCUUCCUGGAGAACGUGAUCCGGGACGCCGUCACCUACACCGAGCACGCCAAGAGGAAGACCGUGACCGCCAUGGACGUGGUCUACGCCCUGAAGAGGCAGGGCCGCACCCUGUACGGCUUCGGCGGCUAAAUCCCCCCAGCUACUGCUGCUGCAGAGAAAAACAACGGCUCUUUUAAGAGCCACCCAAUUCCUCUGAAGAUGAAACAGUCCUUUAUAUCGGUGUCUAUUGUAUUAUAUGUGACAUGAGAAUUACUCGUGAUGGCAAUCUGAAACAAGAAAGCUUUCAAAACAAUUGUACCGAAAAAAAAAGGUUCGAAGCUUUUCAAACCAGGGCCCGACAAGGACCCCUGGUGGUGAAAGUCAAGGAAGGCAUGUCAUGUGUCAGAGCUGAAUGUGAUGUAUGAGUAAUUACAUUUUUUAAAUUAUUGAAUGAUUUCUCCACAUUACUAAAACCUAGCAGGCUUAUAGCUAAUAAUUUGAUGUCAGCAUUUCUAUUGUUCAUAGGUCAACUUGAAUAAAGAUGGGGAUGAAAAAGCA